Messenger RNA from Linum tenue, 294 nucleotides. The record is from the annotation of a GenBank genome assembly. NCBI's taxonomy places the organism in Eukaryota, Viridiplantae, Streptophyta, Magnoliopsida, Malpighiales, Linaceae.
AUGGCCAGCAAGGGAAAAGGGCAGAAAGGGAUUGAUGAAUUCUAUUACGAGGAUGAAGAGGUAUUAUGCAACUGCGGGCUGAGAGCUUCUCGAAGAAUUUCACAUACUGUUGCCAACCCGAAUCGAAAAUUUUUCGGUUGUCCAUUGUUCGGCUCUAAGCUGGAGAAUGCAGAUCUUCGUGCUGCAUUAGACAGAGUGUCCAAGCAUAGUGUUGAUGUUGGAAUUGAAAGCAAGAAUGUGAUAUCAUCCUACGAAGAGAUAGUUGUUGCCAUUAAGUCGAUUAAGCUCAGAUAG